CUGCCACGCCCUCCAUUUACUAACCUGCGCAGAUAUGCUCACUGCAUCCACCUUCCCACAAACUCCGACCACACCCAAUCACAGCCUUCCAUUUUACCUUCUCUCCCUAUCCUCCUCCGCGCAUUUUAGCCUCCAUCGGUAUCGCUUUUAUAAAUAAAAUAAAUAUCUUUUUAUCUGUUGGAUUUUUUUUUAUUUUAGCCAUUGGUAUCCCUUUUAUAAAUAAAAUAAAUAUCUUUUUAUCUGUUGGAUUUUUUUUUAUUUUCUUUAAAAAAAUAUUUUUUUAUAUUUUAAUGGACAAGAAAAAGCUGUUGAUUACGAAAAAAAUUAUUAUUUUUUUUUUUGCGAAGAAGGCUUUUAGAUUGCUUUUGCUCUGAUUUCUCGCUGCCGGGUCGGAUUUCUGCACCGCUCUCUGCUAACGUGCGCCGAACUCCGGUGAUCCCCGAAUCCGGCCGUUGAUUAUAUCAGAGGGUCCCGCUGGGGUCUUUGCGUAUGGACCGUCAUGAUCGACUGAGAUGAUGAGGAGCUGAUUUUUAUUUUUAUUUUUUUUUUCAAUUGUUUUUUGUUGGUUUGUCGGUUGUGGUUUGGGAUAAUGUGCGCCGGGGGUGAACACCUAAACAUCAGUUCUUUAACAGCUUUUCUAAGUCUUCUCCCUACUGGGUGUCUGUGGAAAUGUACGGACGGGUGGGUUUUUUGGAUUCUCCAAUGGAGUUUCUGACCACUCAGAACCCUAGAAUAUGAAAACCCUAACUGGUAGAUAGGAUAUUUUGUUAGAGGUUGUACCAAAAGGUCUUUUCAUGGAAGUGCUUUGAUAUUUGCUUCUUUUUCUUUAGUGGGUUGUUUUUUUUUUUUUUUUUUUUUUUUUUUUUUUUUUUUUGUGAUUGCAAGCUUUUGUUUAUGUGAGUUGGGACUGAGGAAUAGGGGAAGAGGUUGUGAUUUUGGGGGGGGUUUAUGUGGUGAGUACCAAGGAAUCUUGUUGUUGAUGGAAAUUUGAAGCUUUUGGACAGCGUUUUGAGUGGUUGGUUGGCUUAGCCAUGGAGGGUAAGGGGCUGAAUUUGAACAAGAACUGUGAAGGUGGGAGCACUGGCGGCGGAGGUGUUGGUGGUGGUGGUGGUGGUGGUGGAGGUGGAGGCGGCGGUGAUGGGUUCAUAGAUAGGAGCAAAGUUAGGAUAUUGCUUUGCGAUAAUGAUUCCGAAAGUUCCAAGGAGGUUUUCACACUUCUUUUGAGAUGCUCUUAUCAGGUGAUUUCAGUGAGGUCUGCUAGACAGGUCAUCGACGCAUUGAAUGCAGAAGGUUCAGAUAUAGAUAUCAUACUUGCUGAAGUUGACCUUCCAAUGACAAAAGGCAUGAAACUGUUGAAGUAUAUUACUAGGGAUAAAGAUUUACGACGCAUUCCUGUUAUCAUGAUGUCAGCACAGGAUGAGGUUUCUAUUGUUGUUAAGUGCUUGAGGCUUGGAGCAGCUGACUAUCUUGUAAAGCCGUUACGAACCAAUGAACUUUUGAACCUGUGGACACACAUGUGGAGAAGAAGGCGCAUGCUUGGACUAGCAGAGAAGAACAUCUUGUACUAUGACCUUGAGCUUGUGGCAUCAGAUCCUAGUGAUGGCAAUACCAAUAGUACUACUUUGUUUUCCGAUGACACAGAUGACAGAUCGCACAAGAGCACUAAACCAGAGAUGGGAAUAUCAGUUCCUCAGGAAGAUGAGUCUGCUGCUGCUACUGUAGCUCCUGCUGCUACUGUAGCUGCUGUUGCUGCAGCUGCCACUGCUGUUGUAGAACCUCCAUUCACCAAUUUAUUUGAAUAUCGGCCUGAUGUGCCAGGAAUUACUGAUCGCCGAACAGGGCAAUUUUGCAGUGGCCCAAAAAAGAGUGAGCUAAAGAUUGGCGAAUCCUCUGCCUUUUUUACCUAUGUCAAAUUAAGCACAAAAAACAACACUCAAGCAGUUCCCCAUAUUGAAGUCAAUGCCACUCAAGAUAUCAGGGCUGAUGGGAAACAUCAGGAACUUGAUAACCAAGCUCUUGAUGAUCCCCAUGUACAUGAAAAUGGAGAGGCACGGGAAAGCUAUUCACAGGGAGAUGACUUGCCAAGCAGUAGUAGCCUUCCAGAUUCGCUUUCAAUGGAAAGGUCUUGCACCCCACCUGAAUUGACAAAAUUUGUACAUGAAAAGAAUUUCAGGGAAGAUAAGUUCUCACAUGUGCCCGUGCCUCCUAGAAAUGAACCUCAACAUGAUGUUUCUGGGUUACCUGCACCGGUCGCUUAUCCAUAUUGUAUGUCUGGGGUUGUAAACCAAGUUAUGAUGUCAUCAACGCCACAAGCAUAUCAGAAGAAUCUUCAUGACAUGCAAAAUCAUGCUACUGCAUCGAUGAUGCCACAAUACAAUCAUCUUCCACAAUGCCCUCCUCAUGUAUCUGGGAUGGCUUCAUUCCCCUACUAUCCAGUCAGCAUAUGCUUACAACCUGGUCAAAUGCCAACUAACUCAUGGCCAUCUUUUGGAAGUUCUUCUUCUAAUGAAGUGAAAAUAAACAAAGUUGAUAGAAGAGAGGCUGCUUUGAUAAAGUUCAGGCAGAAAAGAAAGGAACGCUGUUUUGAUAAAAAGAUUAGAUAUGUUAAUCGAAAGCGCCUUGCUGAAAGGCGGCCUCGUGUGCGGGGACAGUUUGUGAGGAAGGUUAAUGGUGUAAAUGUGGAUCUUAACGGGCAACCAACUUCUACUGAUUAUGAUGAUGAUGAAUAUGAUGAUGAUGAGCUUGCAUCAAGGGAUUCCUCUCCUCAAGAUGGUGCAUCUGAGUACUAAUGUUUUAUGGCUUGUUAAUGAGGGAAAGAUGCUUAAUUCCUGGAUAUGGUUGCCAUUAUUUAAAAUUUGCUGUGGAGCGUCUGCAUCUUUAGAUGCUCUGCAUGUGGAAGAUUGGCAACUGAUGCUGCAUUAUUACAUGGAAGAAAGCAUCAUUAAAGGAACGCGGAUAAAGUGUGCCAUUUAAUUCCAAGAAUUAAUAUAAUCAAAGUGGAUCACAUCAUUAUAAAACAUCCUUUUGUAACCUCAGUUUCAGAAUUGCUCAGAAUAUGCACCACCUGAAGCGCUUCGAUGUUAUGUUCCACACUUAACAAUGGGCUUCGAUGUUAUGUUCCACACUUAACAAUGGGAUCGCAAGCAGAUUGUUCUCUGAAUCAUUUCCUUGUUCAAAAACCAGGCAGGUAAAAAUGGGUUAAUCUACCAACUAUUUUCUUAAGAAUUUUGAAAAGUUGAUAAAUACAAAAUAAGUUUUAUCUUGUGUGGAAUUUUCACUCAAAUUUUUAAAAUAUCAAAUCCCAUGUAUCUCUUUCCUUCAUUUUCUGUAGCUCGAAACAAAACAUUAAUUAUGCAUGUAGUUCUUACACCCUAUACAACAGACUAAGCAAAUUUCAGAGUUACAAGAUGUAUUUAAAUAUAUGGUAUGACCCGCAUGCGUGCAAUUCUAUUA
Messenger RNA from Ziziphus jujuba (common jujube), 3453 nucleotides. RefSeq names its product two-component response regulator-like APRR1. Bases 1032 to 2789 code for a protein of 585 amino acids. The record is from RefSeq and is a predicted model, not a curated record. Gene Ontology annotation, molecular function: protein binding. Lineage: Eukaryota; Viridiplantae; Streptophyta; Magnoliopsida; Rosales; Rhamnaceae. The transcript has 6 exons. Gene Ontology annotation, biological process: phosphorelay signal transduction system; cytokinin-activated signaling pathway.